Molecule: messenger RNA, 1149 nt
Organism: Aspergillus ibericus CBS 121593
Lineage: Eukaryota; Fungi; Ascomycota; Eurotiomycetes; Eurotiales; Aspergillaceae
Product: intradiol ring-cleavage dioxygenase
Exons: 5
Coding region: 1-1149 (382 amino acids)
Molecular function (GO): ferric iron binding; oxidoreductase activity, acting on single donors with incorporation of molecular oxygen, incorporation of two atoms of oxygen
Source: RefSeq, a predicted model, not a curated record
AUGGUCCAGCUUACUACCCUCCUUACCGGUCUUGCCGGUCUCACCACCGUCGUCUCGGCGCAUCCCGGCCACGACAUCAAGGCCGAAGCUGCUGAGCGCGCUGCCUUCCUGAAGCGUGCCCCUCGCAGCCUGAGCGACUGCUCUGCGAAGCUGAAGGCCCGGGGCCUCGAAAGGCAGAACGUUGCUCGUCGUGAGCAGGCUGUGAAUGACCUUCGCCGGAAGAGGGGACUGCAGACCCACGCUCCCCUCCUGAAGGCCCGCGACCUUGAUACCAUCCUCAACACCACCCACCACUCGUCUCUGAACGUCGACCUCAACACUGACCCGAGCGUUCUCUUCGCCUCCAAUGCCAGCUGCGUUCUUGGCCCGGAUGUGACUCAGGGUCCCUACUAUGUCACUGGCGAGCUCAUCCGCAGCGACAUCUCCGAGACCCAGGAGGGUGUGCCCCUUUACCUUGAUGUCCAGCUCAUUGACACCAGCACUUGUGAGCCGGUCCCAGAGGUGUAUAUUGAUCUCUGGCACUGCAACGCUACUGGUGUCUACUCUGGCGUUGCUGCGUCUGGCAAUGGCGACUCUUCCGACACCUCCAACCUGGACGCGACCUUCCUCCGCGGUAUCCAGCAAACCGACUCUGAUGGUGUUGCGCAAUUCACCUCCAUCUUCCCCGGUCACUACACCAGUCGUGCGACUCACAUUCACGUCCUCUCGCACACCCCCAACGACACCACCGUCCUCGCUAACAACACCCUCUCCGGCCUUUCCACCACCCACGCCAACCACGUCGGCCAGCUCUUCUUCGACCAGGACCUGAUCACCAAGGUCGAGGAGACCAGCCCCUACAACACCAACACCCAGGACCUGACCGAGAACGCGGACGACUCCAUCCUGUCCGAGGAGGCCGACACGAUUGACCCCUUCGUCGAGUAUGUGCUGCUGGGCGAUGAUGUGAGCGACGGUAUCUUCGGAUGGAUUGCCCUGGGCGUGGACGUCGAUGCGGACAGUGAGAUUACUCCGGCUGCCGAGUACACCGCCGAUGGCGGUGUCGAGAACGACUCUAGCAGCUCUGGCAUGGGUGGUGGCUCUGGAGGCAUGGGCGGUGGUUCUGCCCCUGGUGGAUCUGCCCCUAGUGGCGCGGCCCCUUUUGCUUGA